AUGAAGAAGAAGAUGAUCUUUGUGGACAAGUAUGCACUUUUCUUCAAUGAAACUCUCUUUAUUAUCAACGCCUUUAUAUCUGCUGAGGUGAUCACCAACGAGCACGUGGUGGCCAUGAUGAAAGCCGCCAUCAACGAGACGGACGCGGUGCCGCCAUUUGAGCCCACCAUGACUCGAUCCAAGCUGAAGGAGGUGGUGGAGAAAGGCGUGGUCAUCCCCACAUGGAACAUGUCUCCUAUCAAGAAGAGCAGCGAUGUUUACAAGGUUCCCCAGUUUGCAGACAUCCCUCUGGCUGAAGAAGACUCGUCUGAUGAAGAGUAUCGUCCUGAUGAGGAGGAGGAGGACGAGACAGCAGAAGAUACGCUGCAGGAGAGCGACUUGGAGAACGCGGCGUCGCCCCCUACAGGACGUGCGGUGCAGCGCCCGCCUGCUACCAGGAAGCCCCCUUGCACGCCCUGCAGCCAUUUUACUGCCAUGGCUCCGCCCCGCCUGCCCAAAGCCCCGCCUCCCCGGGUGGUGACGGACACCACCUUCCUGGAGAAGCUUCAUGCUGUGGAGGAGGAGCUGGCUGUCUGCAUGGAACCAUACCAGUGUCAGCCCCUGUCACAGUCAGAGGAGGAAGUGGGGCUCAUGGCGUAUCGGACCCGCUCAAAGCGUCCUCUACGUGACGUCCCGCUGGGACAACUGGAGGCGGAGCUUAGAGCGCCUGACAUCACACCUGACAUGUACGACUGUGGCUCCGCCCCCGAGGACAGAGAGUGGACUGUUUGGUUGAGAAGCUUGAUGAGCUCCGAGAUGAACAACAUUGACGAGGAGUGUGACGAUGAAGAUGACCCAGAGUACAACUUCCUGGCUGACGUAGAUGAACCAGACCAGGAAGAUUACCGUGACGACAAGGCAGUCCGCAUCACCAAAAAGGAAGUGAAUGAACUGAUGGAGGAGCUGUUUGACACGCUGAAGGAGGACAUGAGGGGACAGGAAGUGGAGGAGGACGCUCAUGAAGAGGAGGAGGAGCAACAGGAAGACACACACCUGUGUCAGGUGUCCACAGCAGGAGCACAUGUGACACAGGAUGGACCAAUCAGAGAGCGGCGUACAGUCAAGCAGCAGCUGGCCUUCAUCAGGAGCACACAGCACACACACACACACUCUUACACACACACACUCACGCUGGACACACAACACAGGAGCAGACUGAAACAGCAGCUGCAACAGCACGUCCAAAUGUUGACUCAGAUCCACCUGCUGACUUCACCUGUGCACCAACUUCAGAGUGAAGCUGAAACCACCAGACACUACCUGUUUGAGUUGGAGAUGUUGGCGCAAAGAGGCGAGAUGAUGACGUCAUCGCUUGGCCCCGCCCCCAGCAGCGCCUUCAGAGCCUCCAACCUGCAGGGGGCGCUGGUGCUGCUGGAGGAGCUCCGCCCACUUCCUGUCACCUGCCCAGCACGCCCACACACACCUGAUGCCCGCGGGCAAGUGCGCUCCUACCCCGUCAUGCCCGCCCACCUGGCGUGGAUCUUUGCCACGCGUCCAGUCUUCCUCUACCCUCAACUCCUGCCAGGUGUCAGUCUGGAUCCUGCUCUCUACUGCCCCCGCAGGACCGCCGCCUUCACUGCAGCAGAGGACUGCUUGCUGGUGCUGGGUCUGAGGAACAUGGAGGGGUCAUGUGACCCCACCAGGCUGGUGUCUGACUACCUGCUGGGCAAAGGUGUGGCACAGGUGAGACGCAGGAUCCUGCAGUGUUGCAGACCUGGCACCCCCAACAACAUGGUCAAGGCCUUCAGGUACCAGCGUGUGCUGCGGGUCAUGCCGCCCACCUGUCGUCAUGGUGACGCUUCAGAGCCACGCCCCCCAGUGGAGAGGGACUUGAACAUCAUGCCUCUGUGGUUGCAGAGGAGUCUUCCCGUUGUCACGGCAACAGCCCAACAAAAUGGCUACCCACCCCACUGCCCCCCAAAUCUGGAGUUCCGGCGUGUGGGUUUUGUUCGCCGUGUGUCAACCAAUCAGAAGAGACAAGGUGGGGCCGGAGAGACUCCUCCCCCUCCUGAGGCCCCCGCCCACACGGACAAGCAGACAGGCCACCAGGCGGAGCUUGACUCGUCAGGACCCCCAACAAGCUCCGCCCCCCGCCAGUCUGAAGGGCGUGUGAAGGAAUUGUGGGCGCUGUCUCCCAUGGCAACAGGCGGCCCAAAACUUGCAGUUUCUGCCAAGAAUGUUUGCACGGGCGCUAACGGAGAAAGACUCGUCACCUGGACCCGCCAAGCAGACCGCACCAUCCUGACUGCGUGUCAGCAGCGAGGAGCCAGACCCAGAACCUUCCGCCAAGUCUCCGCCCAGCUGGGAAACAAGAGCGCCCAACAGGUGCGUCUGCGUUUCCACCAGCUGGUUCACCUGUUCCACUCGGCCACCGCCCAGGACCCUGAACCUGAACCGGACCCAGACCCAGAACCUGGCUGACAUUCUGCCGGUCUUUGAAGAAGCAAAGAAUCCUCUGAAAAAUUCACAUUGAAUUGAAAAUAAAACUUGAUGUUUUUAAAAUAUUCUUUAUUGAAAUAAAAAGUUGCUGACAUCG
Nerophis ophidion (straightnose pipefish) is the source of this 2575-nucleotide messenger RNA. It is a transcript of the gene gon4la, whose product is annotated as gon-4 like a. The transcript has 20 exons. Bases 1 to 2460 code for a protein of 819 amino acids. The record is from RefSeq and is a predicted model, not a curated record. Gene Ontology annotation, cellular component: nucleus. Gene Ontology annotation, biological process: regulation of DNA-templated transcription. NCBI's taxonomy places the organism in Eukaryota, Metazoa, Chordata, Actinopteri, Syngnathiformes, Syngnathidae. Gene Ontology annotation, molecular function: transcription coregulator activity.